Molecule: messenger RNA, 2033 nt
Organism: Oreochromis aureus
Lineage: Eukaryota; Metazoa; Chordata; Actinopteri; Cichliformes; Cichlidae
Gene: slc30a2
Product: solute carrier family 30 member 2
Exons: 9
Coding region: 456-1658 (400 amino acids)
Biological process (GO): zinc ion transmembrane transport; response to zinc ion
Cellular component (GO): plasma membrane
Molecular function (GO): zinc ion transmembrane transporter activity
Source: RefSeq, a predicted model, not a curated record
CAAACACUGGGAGCGUCCUGACGUCAGCGGGCGUAAACUAAGAUUGUGUUCAAGGAGUCACCAAUGAUGUGCACCGGGUGAUCAGUCAGGCUCUGCGCUGCAGGUAUCUCUGUCCAGUCACAGCAGCUGCAGUGAUCAGCGCGCUGUGUGCCUCAUUACUGCCGCUGCUGCUCCACGUUCGAGCAACUCGGACCAAAUUAAAACCUCCCUCAGAAAAACCCGCAUGUGGUUUCCUCCUCCUGCCUCUCAGCACCGCAAUGAAGGAAUUUCCUCGUUUGUUCUGAAGUCUCUGCGCUCACAGAAAUGAGGUCUCUGCCCGAGUUUUCCCCGCGCUAACUGCACAACAGGAAGACCGGACCGGUCGAUUCUCACCUGCAUCAUCUUCACCUUAGAAAAAAAAGAAGUCGUACUUUUUUGCCUCUCGGACAGGACACCAACUGACUGCAGGCUGCAAAAUGGAUAAUAACGCUGGAAAUUCGGAAAAAUCUCACCUCAUAGACGAGAAGAAUGCCAAGACGUAUUCCCUAAAACUGCAAAGCUCCUUUCUGGACUCCAAAGAACAUUAUCCAGACUUCCCUUUAAAGAAUGGAGGCAUGUCGGGCGCCAUCGAGCUGAAACGACCCGUCAGCACUCACUGCCACGGCCCCAAAGCGUUGGCAUGCGAGGAGAGUGUGGACAAGCUCCUGGCCAAGAAGAAACUCUACAUCGCUUCAGCAGUCUGCCUCGUCUUCAUGAUUGGCGAGGUCAUAGGAGGCUACCUGGCUCACAGCCUGGCCAUCAUGACUGAUGCGGCCCACCUUCUGACAGACUUUGGCAGCAUGAUGGUGAGCCUGUUCUCCUUGUGGAUCUCCUCCAGACCGCCCACCAAAACCAUGAACUUUGGUUGGCACAGAUCAGAGAUCCUCGGGGCAUUCAUCUCAGUCAUGUCCAUCUGGAUCGUCACAGGAGCUCUGGUCUAUUUGGCCAUUGAGAGGAUCGUACGUAACGACUAUGAGAUUGAUGGACACGUCAUGCUGGUCACCUCUGGCUGUGCUGUCAUCGUCAAUAUUGUCAUGGCGUACAUCCUCCACCAUUCGACCACCUUCCACGCUCACGGCAGCGGUUACCACCAGAUCGACGAGGAUGGUCAGAGCCCCGUCGUUCAUGGCCACUCCCACACCCUCCUCGGCAGUCACGGUAACACAAGCGUCCGUGCUGCCUUCAUCCACGUGGUGGGGGACCUGCUGCAGAGUGUCGGCGUCAUGGUGGCGGCGACCAUCAUCUACUUUCGGCCCGAGUAUAAAGUAGCAGACCCCAUCUGCACGUUCCUAUUUUCUGUCUUUGUUCUCUGCACCACUGUCACCAUCCUCAGAGACGUCUUUAGGAUACUCAUGGAAGGGUCGCCUAAAGGAAUCGAGUUUAACUCGGUGAAGGAGGUGCUGCUGUCUGUGAGAGCUGUGAAGUCCAUGCACUGCCUGCACCUGUGGGCUCUGACUCUGGGCCAGGCGCUGGUUUCUGUUCACCUGGCCGUAGAGGAGGGCUCUGACCCGCAGUCUGUGCUGCAGGAGGCCACUGACCUACUCCACACCAAGUUUGGUUUCUACAGCAUCACCAUCCAGGUAGAGCUCUACUCUGAAGACAUGAGCUACUGCUCCCACUGCCAGGACCCCAGUGACUGAUAAACAACCAGAGUGGACUGGACCCAGCAGGACAUGGACGGCUCAGACACAUUGUCAUUUUCUCCUGGUGGUCUGAAGUCGUGAGGGAUGUAUUCACAGAGCAGCUUCCCUUCAAGGAAAGAGUUUUUUCAUUGUUUUUGCCAUUAAGUUUUAAAAGAUUUGACAGUGAAAUCAUCCUUGUGCUGAUAGUAGAGUCCCGACGCCAAAGCUCCAUGCUAACAUGGAAUAUGCCAGUUAAUUCAAAGUCCUUCAAAAAGGGGUGGCAUGCUUUUUUUUCCAUCAAAAACUGGGACAAUUUCACAAGAACCAUCAGGGUGAAGCUGUCCUUGGGGUUGUUGGUGCUAGCUUGUAAGGAAAUUUUUCAAGAAUAAAGGA